AUGCCCGGCGGCGGCGGCGGCGGCGGCGGGGGCGUGUGCGAGCAGGGGCAGGAGCCGAUAAAGUGGGACCUGGAGGAGAUGGAGCGGCACCUGGCAGAGCCCAACUUCAACGGCGAGCCCGCCAAGGUGGCGAUCUUCUACUCGUGGUUCGACAGCUGCUUCUACCCUCUCGUGCGCUCCCAUCUGGAACACCGUGACAAGCUGCUUCUGCCCGCCCUUACCGAGAGAAUCAAAGAGCGGCCCCCGAACGAGGUAUCAGCGCCGCUGUUCCAGGCCAUAGAGCUGAUGGACGAGGUGAAGCACAUGCGUGCUGACUUUGACCACGCGCAGAUGGACGACCGCCCCAACGUCGCUGAGGUGUUGCGGCAGAAGCUGACUCAGCUGUCGCGCAUCUUCCACCGGCAAUUCGAUGCUGAAAUGGACUUCUACCCUUCGAGGGUGCGGCAUGCGUUCAUGCCCACGGAGGCAGAGAGCAUUCUGGUGGAGGCGGAAAGCCACGUGGGAUUCUUCCUCGCUUCCACUCGCCUUCCCUGGAUCUUCCAUGGUCUCGAGAGGUGGGCAAGUCCGGGCAAGCCUGAGAAGUUUUUGGAGCAGCUACCGUGGGUGCACAGGUUGCUGCUGGAGUACUGGUGGGAGCCGGUGUACCUGCGCUGCAACUGGCUGCUGCUGCAAUCACUAGCUGACCCCGUGGAGGAGGAUAAGCUGUGA
Closterium sp. NIES-65 is the source of this 708-nucleotide messenger RNA. Lineage: Eukaryota; Viridiplantae; Streptophyta; Zygnematophyceae; Desmidiales; Closteriaceae. The record is from the annotation of a GenBank genome assembly.